AUGUACAUAACCACUGCGACGAUGCAUCGCUUUCUACUAUUAUCAAUAAUCAUCGCGAUCGCAGCUCCACUGGUCGGGUCCGUCCCAACCGAAGCCCGGAGCCACAAACCGAAACAAGUAUACAAAACAACACACAAGUACCCCCUGGCAAAUCCAGGAAACAUCCCAGCUCACGACCCAAACAUCAUCUUCCACAACGAGCACUACUACCUCUUCAAAGGAGGGAUCAACAUCCCAAUCCUCAAAUCAGCCAACAUAUCAGGUCCAUGGGAAGAGCUCGGCACAGUUCUAGCGGGCGACAGCAAAAUCAAAAAAGGCAACCGAGCCCGACCAUGGGCGCCGACAACAAUCGAAAAAAAUGGCACGUUCUAUUGUUACUACACGAUCAGCGCAAAAGGGUCCCGCAACAGCGCCAUUGGCGUCGCAACGACGAGAGCCCUUGAUGGCAAUCCCUGGACCGACCAUGGUGUCGUCAUUAAUACAGGCAAAGGCCCUGGGUCCAAGACCUGGCCGUACACGAUCACGAAUGCGAUUGAUGCGUCUGUGAUCGUUGAUCAGGGUUCUGGACAGGCUUAUCUCAACUACGGAAGCUUCUGGCAUGGUAUAUGGCAGGUGCCAUUGGAUGAUGAUUUGCUUUCUGUGAAGAAUGCGAAUGGGCCAGAUGCGGUGCAGUUAACUUUUAUGCCGGACGAGAAGAUCAGGCCUGAGGAGGGUGCUUGGAUGAGUUUUCGUCAAGGGUUCUAUUAUCUUUGGUUUAGUCAUGGGAACUGCUGUAACUUCCGAAAGGGGUUCCCUAAGCGUGGGAAGGAGUAUAGCAUUCGCGUUGGCAGGUCGAAGAAUGUGCGUGGGCCUUUUGAGGAUAAAAAGGGCAAGUCAUUGGUCGACGGCGGUGGUACGGUGGUCUAUGGUUCGAAUCAUGGGGUUGUGUAUGCGCCUGGUGGUUUGGGUGUUUUGGAUGCGAAGAAUGAUUCUGCGCCGGAUAUUCUCUAUUAUCAUUAUUUGAAUACGUCUAUUGGCUUCAAGCAUGGGCAAGCCCAGCUAGGCUGGAACUACCUGGACUAUGAGGAUGGAUGGCCGGUGCCUUUUGGAGGUCAAAAUGCCACAGCCAAUGUUGCCCUCGGUUACGGGCCUCCUAGUUGGGGUUAUAUGAUGAUGAUCUUUGGUUUAUGGCUGUGCAUAUACAGGUAA
Molecule: messenger RNA, 1188 nt
Organism: Penicillium coprophilum
Lineage: Eukaryota; Fungi; Ascomycota; Eurotiomycetes; Eurotiales; Aspergillaceae
Exons: 3
Coding region: 1-1188 (395 amino acids)
Biological process (GO): carbohydrate metabolic process
Molecular function (GO): arabinan endo-1,5-alpha-L-arabinosidase activity
Source: RefSeq, a predicted model, not a curated record